Chaetomium globosum CBS 148.51 is the source of this 477-nucleotide messenger RNA. RefSeq lists its product as uncharacterized. The transcript has 2 exons. NCBI's taxonomy places the organism in Eukaryota, Fungi, Ascomycota, Sordariomycetes, Sordariales, Chaetomiaceae. The record is from RefSeq and is a predicted model, not a curated record. Bases 1 to 477 code for a protein of 158 amino acids.
AUGUUCGCCAUGUUCGCCAAUGUUUCGCGAACUUGCUGCAAAGUGCGAACCGAAUCGAAUUGUGCGAAAGCGAGUGUUGUUGGCGGCUUUCCCCACACGAUCCGAAGCCAGCGAAUGGCAAGGCUGGAGCCUCAGCCACAGCACAAGAAUUACCAGAAAUGGGAUUGGCCACCUGUGAGCCACGACUCGUCAUGGUGCGGAAACCUCCGACCGGUACCUGCACUUCCCGCCCGGCUCCCGUAUCGCAUCCAAACUCGAAGCGGAGACCGAUUAAUGUGGGGAUUCCAUUUGGGGCGGAGGGAUCCGAACCUGGCUCUGAUUGGCCAUGGCCGCAAACUGGACGCGCGUUCUCUGUCCAAGACGCCUCCCUCUGUGCUCCCCCUCCACUUCUCUCGUGGGCUCCAUGGCCGUUUCCACGCAGCGAGAGACGUCUGCUUGUUGCCUGCACCCCUCCCCGAGCGCUCCCAACAAACUUGA